UGCCGCUCGCUGCGGAAAGGGAGCUGGACGCGUCCGCUUGGAACCACGGCCGGUGCAGCGGAGGACUGACUCCGGGGACUGCUGGACCGGGAGGCUGCUGACAGGCGACACCGGCUACCGUUUUCCCGGGGAGAACCUCCUCCUCAGAGCGCGACGACAGCAGUAGAAGCCGCGUCGCGCUUCCCGCUCCCCCCGCCUCGCGCGCCGACACGACGGCUAUGCUGCUGCUGGGCGCCUAGGAUUUACCCCCGCGCCCGACCGUUUUGUACCGACUCUCCGUCCGACUGAUCCGACCGCGGCCGCUAUGGUUUUGUACCGGAGCUGUUUCCGUCGCUGCUGUGUGGGGACGCUGUGUUUGCAGCUGGUGCUGUGGAUGUUAUGCGCCGUGAACGGAGAGGAGCAGCCGUUCAGCGUGGAGGCUUGGCUCCAGAGGUACGGCUACCUCCCUCCUGCAGACCCCAGAAUGUCGGUGCUGCGUUCUGCCCGAGUCAUGCAGUCGGCUAUCGCUGCCAUGCAGCGCCGCUACGGCCUCAAUGUCACAGGGACUCUGGACAGCAGCACUAUAGAUAGGGAUAACACGAUAAGGUGGAUGAAAAAGCCCAGAUGUGGGGUUCCUGAUCAGAUAGGGGGCGUGUCCAAGUUCAACGUCAGGAAACGGCGGUACGCCCUCACAGGGCAGAAGUGGCAACACAAGCAUAUCACGUACAGUAUAAAGAACGUGACGCCCAAAGUCGGCGCCGAGGAGACGCACGACGCCAUCCGGCGAGCGUUUGACGUGUGGCAGAACGUGACGCCGCUGCGCUUCGAAGCCGUACCCUACAGCGAACUGGAGCGGACCAAGAAAGACGUGGACAUCACCAUCAUCUUCGCGUCAGGCUUCCACGGCGACAGCUCCCCCUUCGAUGGCGAGGGUGGCUUCCUGGCACACGCCUACUUUCCGGGGCCGGGAAUCGGAGGCGACACGCACUUCGACUCGGAUGAGCCCUGGACACUGGGGAACCCCAACCACGACGGUAACGAUCUGUUCCUGGUGGCGGUGCAUGAGCUCGGCCACGCGCUGGGCCUCGAACACUCCAAUGAUCCCACGGCCAUAAUGGCUCCCUUCUACCAAUACAUGGACACGGACAACUUCAAGCUUCCCAUGGACGACCUGUUGGGGAUCCAGAAGAUUUACGGGCCUCCUGAUAAGAUUGCUCAGCCCACCAGGCCUCUGCCCACGGCCCCCCCUCCUCGCUCCCACCCUCCUUCAGACCCGCGGAAGCCGGACAGGCAAACGCGGCCUCCGAGGCUGCCUCCGGGGGACCGACCCUCCCACCCCAAUGCCAAGCCCAACAUCUGCGAUGGAGGCUUCAACACGCUGGCCAUACUGAGGAAGGAGAUGUUUGUCUUUAAGGACCACUGGUUUUGGCGAGUGAGAGAUAACUCGGUGAUGCCGGGCUACCCCAUGCUAAUCAGCGUCUUCUGGAGGGGCCUGCCGCCCAAGAUCGACGCUGUGUACGAGAACAGCGAUGGCAAGUUCGUCUUCUUCAAAGGGAAGCAGUUCUGGGUGUUUAAGGACACCGUGCUGCAGUCUGGAUACCCCAAAGACAUCGUGGACUUCGGCCAUGGCAUGCCAGCCCAGAGCAUCGAGACAGCUGUGUGGUGGGAGGACGUGGCCAAGACCUACUUCUUUAAAGGGGACAGGUACUGGCGUUACAAUGAGGAAAUGCGAACCAUGGACCCUGGCUAUCCCAAGCCCAUCACCGUGUGGAGAGGUGUGCCUGAGUCUCCGCAGGGGGCCUUCGUCGACAAAGCCAACGGCUUCACCUACUUCUACAAAGGGAAGGAGUACUGGAAGUUCAACAACCAGUUCCUCCGCGUGGAGCCGGGCUACCCGCGCUCCAUCCUCAAGGACUUCAUGGGCUGCGAGCUGAUGCCCAUCGACCCCGCCCGCCCGCCGGCCGACGACGGCGGCUCCGACGUGGUGAUCGAGCUGGACAACGAGGCCAACACGGUGAAGGCCAUCGCCAUCGUCAUCCCCUGCGUGCUCCUGCUGUGCCUGCUGGUGCUGGUCUACACUGUGGUGCAGUUCAAGAGGAAGGGGACGCCACGCCACAUUCUCUACUGCAAGCGCUCCAUGCAGGAGUGGGUCUGAAGUGGCCAGAGACCGCGGGCGGGAGGAGACUGGUGCAAACAGGAUCACUGGGAGCCGGACAGCGGACGUUGGGCCUGUGUUGACUCAAGCAGCCUCGUGCUUCUCGGUGGUGUAGUGACUUCGCUAAGCUGAGCAGAAGCGGCUCGACUGGCUGUCGGUGACGACCGCAGGACCUGAAGUUUCACCGAGCCUUUUUAACAAACGGGGGAGCAGAGGAACCACUCAGUGGGGAGGGUCUCCGCCUGAAAUGACCAUGAGUCCCAGACCAAAAAAAAAAAAAAAAAAGCAAA
Messenger RNA from Betta splendens (Siamese fighting fish), 2424 nucleotides. RefSeq names its product matrix metalloproteinase-16-like. Gene Ontology annotation, biological process: proteolysis; skeletal system development; collagen catabolic process. The record is from RefSeq and is a predicted model, not a curated record. NCBI's taxonomy places the organism in Eukaryota, Metazoa, Chordata, Actinopteri, Anabantiformes, Osphronemidae. Gene Ontology annotation, molecular function: zinc ion binding; metalloendopeptidase activity. The transcript is spliced from 11 exons. Bases 305 to 2134 code for a protein of 609 amino acids. Gene Ontology annotation, cellular component: extracellular matrix.